Molecule: messenger RNA, 176 nt
Organism: Racocetra fulgida
Lineage: Eukaryota; Fungi; Glomeromycota; Glomeromycetes; Diversisporales; Gigasporaceae
Source: the annotation of a GenBank genome assembly
AGAGAUGCAAAGAUAUAUAGUAGCUAGUCGAAUAAAUGUUGCACUUGGUGCAGGUCAGGUCGCUGGAAGAGAAGAAGCAUUUGGAUUGGUUAAAAAUUGGAGAUGUAAUAAUCUCUCAGAUAACUUAGGUGUAGCUACUUUAACUGCUGUUCGAGGAAUAGGUGCUGGAAAUGGUG